UUUAGGUGGCUUGUAUCUCGAGGCAACGGGUAUCUAAUCAAUGUGUUUCAUCUGAUCCGUGAGCACCAUACAAUUAGAAUGGCAGAUGUCAAUAUAUAUUGUGGGACAUGGAAGAUUACCAGCUGUGAUUCUAUACCAGGAGAAGGUGGAACUUCUGGGAUAGAAGGGACAGAGUUUACUCUCAGUGAAAAUGGUGAUGUGAUAUGGAAAGUCAAGGAGGGCACAGAGCCUAUGCCAUUUUUUAACUGUGAAACGUAUGAGGUUUUUAUGGGAAAUGUACAUUAUCUCCGCCUGUUUGGAACAUUUGCUGAUCAUGUAAUUGAAUUUCGGAUUAAUCAACCUAGAGAAGGUACAGUAGAGUUAACGUAUGAAGGCUGGUGUGUACUGCAGUGUGAUAAGGUCUCGACGAAUGAAUCGAAAUAUGAUAGACCUUUUUCUCUGCUGUGUCUUCUAGAGAUGGGUUACUUGUCUGAUAUGAAAAUCACAUCUUCCAAUGGGAAGGAGUUUUUAGUUCACAGUACCAUUCUAAAUGUUGCAAAUCCCUCAAUUCAUUGGACACAGCCUCCCUGUCCUCUUCAGGGAUUUCCUGAAGACGUUCUGUAUGCUACCCUGUAUUAUCUUUAUUGUGAAUGCCUUGUAUCUGGUCUCCAGGAAGAGACUGCCAAGAGCUGUCUCCAGCACGUAGGUCAGCUCCCUGGAUUUUCUCGCUUUGCUGAGAUGUGCAAACAGGUCUUAAAAAGCUCAUCUUUAAAACGACAACUUAUAAGCUUGGUGAAUGACAUCCACACAUGUGCAUGUAAUAUAGUUGAUUACUUCAAUGGUAUCACUCUUGGUUCUCAGUUUAAUGAUGAAAGCAGAGCUGCUCAGCUGUGCUAUGUCAUCAAACAGACAUUGAAAGAAGUUGCAGUGGCUGGAGCUAGACUGUUACUACUCUGUGAUUUAGCAUUUUGGAGAAAUCAUGAACUGCUAAGAGAAGAAAGAUAUGAAGUAUUAAAAUACUGCAAGUCUAGGUACGAAGUAUUUCCUUGUUAA
Limulus polyphemus (Atlantic horseshoe crab) is the source of this 1032-nucleotide messenger RNA. RefSeq lists its product as uncharacterized. The record is from RefSeq and is a predicted model, not a curated record. NCBI's taxonomy places the organism in Eukaryota, Metazoa, Arthropoda, Merostomata, Xiphosura, Limulidae. The transcript has 9 exons. The coding region runs from base 79 to 1032 and encodes 317 amino acids.